CCAUAUAUAAUGAGUUAUCGUUACAUAAUGAAUUAGUGAUAACGUGAAGCAUGUACCGUAUACUUUUAAAUCUAAUUAUCCAUAAAACAACUCGAGGAGUGGAUGAUCUACUAGCUUCAUUAGUUAAAGUAAGAAAUGAUUUAUGUGUAAACGUUAGAUCAAUCAAAUUCCGUUUGCAACAUUGCUCUUAUAACUUUCUCCCGUCUCUACCACCCCAAAAAAAAAGUUAAAAUAUUUUUGAUUUGAACUGACUAAAUUACCCUUAUUAUUGGAAGAUUAAUUUCCUCUUUAGGACACAUUUCUGUUUACCUCGACCCCUCCUACCAUUCAACGAAACCUAUAACAGAAAAACCUACCAUUCUUCAGAGAACCACUGAGUCAAGAAACCGAGUCAUGGAUUGCAAAAUAGGCCAAGAACCCAUUUUUCUCUCUCCUCUUUCAUACCCACAAACUCCAUUUUCGUGGACUCGCUCACCAACUCAGUCCCACCACUGAGUCGUGCACCGAGUCACCAAACCCAUGCUUAGAAAAAAGCUUAACCACUCCGAGUCACCUCGUAAUGUGUCAUCAGACCAUCCUGGAACCUCGGGGUCCGAACCCGGGUUAGAUUUGGGUGAGGAGCUCGAAAUAUUGCACCCUCUUGGGUGCGGAUGGUCCAAUGAAGGUUCAAUUGAACCAAUUGAGGAGGAAUGGGAAGUGGAUAGGGUUCCAACCCGGGUCCCUAAAGAUGGGUUUUGUCCUAAUUCGAGGAAUUUUGUGGAGGAUGAUGAAAAAAGGUCUGAUCUUGAGUAUGAGUUGAUUCAAAAGGAGAUUAAUUUGGAAAAAUUGCAAAGAAUUACUAGUACUGGGAUACCAGAUGGUGGAACCCUUCGUGCAACUACUUGGAAGCUUCUCUUGGGUUAUCUACCUCCCUCCAGAGAUUCGUGGCAGAAAGUGUUGAGUGAGAAUCGUGUAAAAUAUUCAAAGCUCAAAGAAGAAUAUUUGCUCAGUCCUUUACAAGUUUCAAGUAGAGAAGAAACUUCAAGUUCAGGUGAGCAUGGUGAUGGGCCACUUAGACGGCAUGAUGUAUCUGAUGAAGACCAUCCACUAAGCCUUGGUGAAACUAGUGCCUGGCAAAAAUAUUUUGAGUUCACAGAGAUUGCAGAGCAAAUUGACCGUGAUCUGCAACGUACACACCCAGAUUUGAAGUUUUUUACAUCACCAAGCCAGAAAAAGAAGGAGCCAAUGAGGAAUAUACUUCUUUUAUUCGCUAAGCUCAAUCCUACAACUCUCUAUGUCCAAGGGAUGAAUGAGAUUUUGGCACCAAUAUACUAUGUGUUUUGUACUGAUCCUGUCGAGGAAAAUGCUGCCAAUGCAGAAGCUGAUAGUUUUGGUUGCUUUGUUCGACUAUUGAGUGAUUCAGUGGAUCACUUUUGCCAACAGCUGGACAAUAAUAGCUCUGUGGGAAUCCACUCGACCCUAUCAAGACUCCAAGAGAUGCUAAAAGUCAAUGAUGAAGAGCUCUGGCAGCAUCUUGAAGUUACGACCAAGGUUAAUCCACAAUUUUAUGCAUUCAGAUGGAUCACAUUGCUAUUGACUCAGGAAUUUCAAUUUAAUACCAUUUUGAGAAUAUGGGACUCACUUUUAAGUCAUCCUUCCGGUGUUCAGGACAUGCUUUUGCGCAUAUGUUGUGCAAUGCUAAUACACGUGAAGAAUAUAUUGCUAAAGGGCGAUUUUGCAACCAACUUGUAUCUUCUACAACACUAUCCCAAAGUUGACAUCGAACAACUUCUUCAGGAAGCGCGAGAUAUCAUUCCUGAUACCUCUACACACCGUGUUUCUGUAGAUUAAUUACCUUGUACACAUGAUAAACGGCUUCAGCUGCUGCUUGAAAUCCUAUUUUCAUCAGACAGAUAUCAGCUGAGCACCAUUUUCCAAAAGAUAGCAGUGAUUUCUCAUGCAUGAUAAACUUUCAUUUUCUUA
Molecule: messenger RNA, 1962 nt
Organism: Chenopodium quinoa (quinoa)
Lineage: Eukaryota; Viridiplantae; Streptophyta; Magnoliopsida; Caryophyllales; Amaranthaceae
Product: TBC domain-containing protein C1952.17c-like
Exons: 9
Coding region: 520-1830 (436 amino acids)
Biological process (GO): activation of GTPase activity; intracellular protein transport
Molecular function (GO): GTPase activator activity
Source: RefSeq, a predicted model, not a curated record